Aspergillus alliaceus is the source of this 1617-nucleotide messenger RNA. Its product is annotated as cytochrome P450. The transcript has a single exon. The coding region runs from base 471 to 1439 and encodes 322 amino acids. Gene Ontology annotation, molecular function: monooxygenase activity; heme binding; iron ion binding. NCBI's taxonomy places the organism in Eukaryota, Fungi, Ascomycota, Eurotiomycetes, Eurotiales, Aspergillaceae. The record is from RefSeq and is a predicted model, not a curated record.
GUUAUAGUGGCAUUGGUGUGUUCUAACCCAUUAUGCAGGGGACAUUGUUCGAAUUGGUCCGAAUGAGGUUCGUUAGUCCACCGAUAUUCUAACUAUCGUGCCUUAACAUGUACAGCUCCAUUUUGGGAAUAUAUGCGCUUUCCACGAAAUUUACAAUGGUACCAAGAGAUGGGACAAAGAUGAAUGUCUCUACCGAACCCCUGGUCUUCAGUCUGGGUCGUUUGUCUUCCUCAAGUAUGAGGAAGCAAAGCAAAGGCGGGAUGUUCUUCAGCCAAUGUUUUCUAAGAAAGCCAUUUCCAACAUUGAGAGCCUCGUGUGGCGAAAUGUACGUAGUACCUCCCGAUACAAGGUGUGCAUAGAAGCUAACUCUACAGGCUAAUACUCUUGCCUCCGCAAUAACCAAAGUCAAUAGCACGGGGAGGUCAAUCGACUUGCUGUAUGCUUUCCGCUCCUUCACUCUAGAUACUAUCAUGUGUUUCACAUUCGGCAACAGCGUAAACGCUCUAGAUGCACCGGGCUUCAAGGAUCCAUUGAUCAUCGCAAUGGAUGCGAGUUUGCGUGCUAUCCCUCUUCUGAAGAACUUUCCACUCAUCCGCAAAUUGCUCCACUCGUUACCAACGGGCCUGAUCAUGAGGGUUCUUCCAGACCCCAAUAAUGUUGCUUCUCGAGUCUGCAAUGCGCGUACGAUGAUUGAAGAAGAGCUAACAGAGGUUCUACGGAGCCCCAGAAAGCUCGACGAUGCUCCGCAUCAAACGAUCUUUCACCGGAUGCUGGAUGCGAAGGCUCACCGCAGCAGGGCUAUCUCAAACUAUGCCACACUUCUGGAUGAAGGUAUAACCAUCAUCUUUGCCGGCGGAAACACCGUUGCGGACACCUUGCUCGUAGGCCACUGGAACCUUCUCAACCAGGCCCACACGCUCGCACGUCUCAAAUCUGAACUGCUCACGGUGUGGCCUGACCUCCAACAGCCUCCUAGUCUGAAGGAGUUGGAAGAAUUACCGCUCCUCACAGCAACCAUUAAGGAAUCCCUUCGUCACCUCCCAAUGGGCGCCUCCCUGCCACGUGUUGUGCCCCCAACUGGAGCAAUGAUAUCGGGCGAGCAAAUCCCGCCAGGGACGACAGUCGGUAUGGCUAUCCUUCACGUCCAUCAGUCCGAGAAAGUGUUCAAAAAUGCCUCGAGUUUCAUCCCAGACCGAUGGUUGGAAGACGGCGCCGGCGAGCUUGAGCAAUGGCUAGUGUCAUUUAGUCGGGGUCCGCGGAUGUGCUUCGGUAUCAACUUAGCCUGGUGCGAAUUAUACGUGGCUUUCGCGACGAUGAUCCGUCGGUUCGAUAUGACGGUCGACCAGACCACAGCGGAGGACAUGGAGUGGAGAGAAUGCAUAGGAGUUUACUACUCUCGGCGACAUCUGCAUGCAUGGUGUCAGCCCGUUGUACGUUGAGGGUAGUACGUUCGUCCACGUGGCCUGCAUGCCAAGCGGAGGAUCCAAGGAUUUAUGAGACAUUGGUCUUGCCAGUCGUUCCCUAUAGGGGACACUUGGCUAGUCUGGGCGGGCGAUUAGCACUAUGGUCGGAGCCGGUGGUUUUGUGGGAACUUUCUUGUAGGUUGGGGGGGGGGGG